AUGGUGUCUCCACCGCGUUCUGUCUGUCCAUUCGCCGGGUGGUGGUGUUUUGGUAGUUUGGGCCCUGAGACAGGUCUGAAGCAGAUGCAGGGCCAGGCUUGUCCUCGAGCUGUCGCUGUCGUGGGCACAGACCCGGCCUCCCCACCUUCUGGGGCCUCAGAGCCCAGCGGCCUCCCUUCCUUCCGUGGCCUCGCUUCCCUGACGACCACGGGGAGAGGCCUGUCCUCCUGCUGCGAGUCGUGGUGGCUGCCGGCCCUGCGGGUGUGUGAACGUCAGUGGUGUCCCUCUGUCGAGUGCCCGGUGGCCACCUGCGUCUUCACCCGAAGCGCUUCCAGCCCCCGCACAGGCUUCUCCCCAGCAGAGGGUAUUUGGGCUGCCCCAGAUGUGACGGGACAGUACCCAGGCGACCAGCAGAUGCGAACUUCUCUGGAUGUGACGGGACAGUACCCAGGCGACCAGCAGAUGAGGGCCCAGUCCCUGCAGGGGGACAUCAUGCUCUGGAAGGGCGACGGUCAGCAAAAGAGGACAACUUCCAACAGAUGGGCUGACGCAGCGGCUGCAGCAGCAGGUCCAACAGAGCACCAUGCGGGUGUGGCCAGGAGUGGACAGGGUGUCGCGCUCUCGCACAUGGAGUCACGAAGCGUCAGAAGUGACCUGAUGGCCCUGGACCUCAGCAACAGGGCUCACGACCUGUGCCACCUAAUCUCCCCAACACCCACUGGGUGCCAGGAACGGAGGGCCGAGGUGAGCGACCUUCAGGAAGAAGGAAAGAAUGCCAUCAACUCACCGCUGUCCCCCGCCUCCGUGGACAUUCACCCAGAAGAUACGCUGUUAGAGGAGAAUGAGGAGCGUACCAUGAUCAGCCCCACCUCCAAGGAAGACCCCAAGUUCAAGGAGCUGGUCAAGGUCCUCAUUGACUGGGUCAACGAUGUCCUUGUGGAGGAGAGGAUCAUCGUGAAGCAGCUGGAAGAAGACCUGUACGACGGCCAGGUGCUGCAGAAGCUCUUAGAGAAGCUGGCGGACUGCAAGCUGAACGUGGCCGAGGUGACCCAGUCUGAGAUCGGGCAGAAGCAGAAGCUACAGACGGUGCUGGAGGCGGUUCAUGACCUGCUGCGCCCCCACGGCUGGGUGCUCCGCUGGACGGUGGAUGCCAUCCACGGGAAGAACCUGGUGGCCAUCCUACACCUCCUGGUCUCGCUGGCCGUGCACUUCCGGGCCCCCAUCCGGCUUCCAGAACACGUCUCUGUGCAGGUGGUGGUUGUGAGGAAACGGGAAGGCCUCCUGCACUCCAACCACAUCACGGAGGAAUUGACCACGACCUCGGAGAUGAUGAUGGGGCGCUUUGAGCGGGAUGCCUUUGAUACCCUCUUCGACCAUGCACCGGACAAGCUCAGUGUGGUGAAGAAGUCUCUCAUCACGUUUGUGAACAAGCAUCUCAACAAGCUGAACCUGGAAGUGACGGAACUGGAGAGCCAGUUUGCAGAUGGCGUGUACCUGGUUCUGCUCAUGGGCCUUCUGGAAGACUACUUUGUCCCGCUCCACAACUUCUACCUGACGCCAGACAGCUUCGACCAGAAGGUCCACAACGUGGCGUUCGCCUUUGAGCUGAUGCUGGACGGAGGCCUCAAGAAGCCAAAGGCCCGCCCAGAAGAUGUAGUGAACCUGGAUCUCAAGUCCACCCUGAGGGUCCUGUACAACCUGUUCACCAAGUACAAGAACGUCGAGUGA
Elephantulus edwardii (Cape elephant shrew) is the source of this 1728-nucleotide messenger RNA. It is a transcript of the gene PARVB, whose product is annotated as parvin, beta. Gene Ontology annotation, cellular component: focal adhesion; actin cytoskeleton; cytoplasm. The transcript is spliced from 19 exons. NCBI's taxonomy places the organism in Eukaryota, Metazoa, Chordata, Mammalia, Macroscelidea, Macroscelididae. The coding region runs from base 1 to 1728 and encodes 575 amino acids. Gene Ontology annotation, biological process: lamellipodium assembly; establishment or maintenance of cell polarity; substrate adhesion-dependent cell spreading. Gene Ontology annotation, molecular function: actin binding. The record is from RefSeq and is a predicted model, not a curated record.